AUGUCGCUUUCACCACCUCCUCCUGUCUCUUUAAGCCUGCCGACCGCAAACCCCAAGAAGCGUCUAUCUAUUGCAUCUGGCUCUUCGAAUGCUCCUGCAAACUUGAAGCGUCAACGCACUCACCCAUUACGCCAAACUUCAUUCCCUGUGUCUGCGGACAAUGACCCACGGGUUUACACGGGCACAAGCUCCAGAUCAGAAGCCGACGCUGGAAGCAUAACCGGUAGCUUUACAGGGUCCUUUGGGGGAAGCGUUGCUGGCAGCACGGUUGGUGGAAAGGGCAAGAAGAGAAAGAGUAAAAAGGACAAGGAUGCUACGGCAAGCGUGAAAGGCGGCGCUGGUAGUACCACCGGUCGACGAAACGGUGCCACUGCAUCUGUGAAAGGCGGAGCAACGCAAGGGGAUGAAGAUGGUGAUAUCGAGGAAGAGGAUUUCAUAGAUGAACCGGAGGUCGAUGGAGGUGCGGCGAUUGACGCGGCUGCUGAGAAGAAGAAUCUUGCUGUUUUAAUGGACGCUUUCAACCCCGAGCAGUCAUCCCGGUACGACUUCUUUAAACGCGCCAAAUUGAAUAAACCCACUCUUAGAAAGAUUGUGAAUCAGACGUUAUCACAGUCUGUUCCGCCUAAUGUUGUUACUACUAUUGGUGGAUAUACCAAGGUCUUCAUUGGAGAAAUUAUCGAAAAGGCGAGGACGAUACAGAAUGAAUGGGCGGACGCUCUUGAUGCUGCAGCUAUAGCUGAGGCCGAAGCAGAGGAGGCAGAGAAACAGCGGAUACAGCAAGAGAAAGAAGAUAAGGAGAAAGAGAAUAAUGCUGCACAAAAUACACAGACGGCAAACCAAGGGGAUAGCAAUGAUUCACAGGUGAAAGCUGAAUCGCCACAUGAAAAUGCCGCAAGCGGUAACAUGAAUGGCAUCCAGUCUACGAACGUCUCGAUUUCGAUCUCACAAACCCAGGUUACAACUACGGUUAACGGUGAUUCUCCUAUACUUGCAAAUGGUACUGCACCAACGACCAGCAGGACAAUUAAACUCCCACCAAAUCCACACCGUGGGCCAUUGUUACCCUCACAUAUACGUGAAGCCUUAAGGCGAUAUAAACUCAGCGCGCAGGGUGAUAACGUUGGCUUUUCUGGCUUGAGUCUCAAAGGAUUUGGGGUCAAGGGUCCAUUUGCAUGGAGCCUCAAAGGGGUUGGCGGAAGAAGAUUAUUCCAUUAA
Molecule: messenger RNA, 1215 nt
Organism: Arthroderma uncinatum
Lineage: Eukaryota; Fungi; Ascomycota; Eurotiomycetes; Onygenales; Arthrodermataceae
Product: transcription factor TFIID complex subunit Taf11
Exons: 2
Coding region: 1-1215 (404 amino acids)
Biological process (GO): RNA polymerase II preinitiation complex assembly; transcription initiation at RNA polymerase II promoter
Cellular component (GO): transcription factor TFIID complex; nucleus
Molecular function (GO): transcription coactivator activity; protein heterodimerization activity
Source: RefSeq, a predicted model, not a curated record